AUGGUUGAAAGAAAUAAUCGACACUUAUUAAAAGUAGCUAGAAUAAUUUUAUUCCAAAAUGGGGUACCAAAAACCUUUUCGGGAGAAGCAAUCUUAACUGCCACCCAUCUCAUCAAUCAGUUACCAACAAGAGUCUUACAAUUUGAAAGUCCACUAGAUAUUCUCUCAUCUUGUUACCCACAUAUUAAAUUAAGGAUAAAUUUAAUUCUGAAGCCUUUUGGAUGUGUAGCAUAUGUUCACAAUCAAGAUCAAGCUAAAGGAAAUAUUGACCCUAGAGCAUUGAAAUGUAUUUUUGUUGGAUAUUCAAACACUAAGAAAAGAUAUAAAUGA
Molecule: messenger RNA, 330 nt
Organism: Spirodela intermedia
Lineage: Eukaryota; Viridiplantae; Streptophyta; Magnoliopsida; Alismatales; Araceae
Source: the annotation of a GenBank genome assembly